UCCCACUCUUCAUUCAUAGUCUUGCACUCACUCUUGAGUCAUGGCCCUAAUUUGAGAUUUAACAUCACACGAGACCUAGCACAUGUGCAACUGCGACCAGGCUGUCCGCCUACCAUGCUUCAGGAGCUUGCGGUACAACCGCCAGUCUCUCACAUGAUCAUUACUAUUCCUGAGCUUCCCGCUUGGACGAUAGAGGUUGUGAACCCUCGGGGUGUCACUGUGAACGAUGUUCUUGCCAUGAUACGUGAAAUGCUCAACCGGAGUGUUGCUUCGCACGAGAUGCAAAGAUCUUCCCGUGUGGCCAAUGCUGCUGUUGAUUCUUUCAGGGCCAGGUCACGCGCUGACCCGCAGGAACAUGCGCAGGGCGUGAAACGCGUUGACUUUUUGGGCCCUAAAGUUUUCUUCUCCGGCCUUGCUAGAGCUCGAGAUGGAUCAGACAGCUGGGAAAUUCACUUCGCCCAGAACGUUUGA
Molecule: messenger RNA, 471 nt
Organism: Suillus subaureus
Lineage: Eukaryota; Fungi; Basidiomycota; Agaricomycetes; Boletales; Suillaceae
Exons: 1
Source: RefSeq, a predicted model, not a curated record